Molecule: messenger RNA, 742 nt
Organism: Tremella mesenterica DSM 1558
Lineage: Eukaryota; Fungi; Basidiomycota; Tremellomycetes; Tremellales; Tremellaceae
Exons: 1
Coding region: 106-402 (98 amino acids)
Source: RefSeq, a predicted model, not a curated record
GUAAUUUCACACUGAUAAAAUCAUGAAGAUCAGACUCACUCAAGAUUAUCCGAUCAAAUCCAUGAAGAAUCAUUAGAUCAGAGACCUAUGAGUGACGAUGACCAAAUGUCACACUUAGGAGACAAUACAAAUCGAUCGAUAGAGUUUGGUAGAAAUUCAAGUCAGGCGGGUUGGUGUGAGUGUGGGAUAUGCCUAUCGGAUAUCGAUUCAUUCGGGGCGGAACAAUGUAUGGGUGUAAGCAACAUUAACCUCCUCGUGUUUUGGUCCAGAGCAGAGUCCUCCAAUCAUGUGACAAUGGUUUGGAGUAUACGUGGAUUGUUGUUGGGUGAUGGGAUAGUCUUUACAAUGGACCAAGGGAAAGAAUAUGAAAGAGGGAGGUUGUGUACGAUAGGGCAGUACUGACAAGCGUUUCUUUUCUUUUUUGGCGUUUUUUGAGUGCGAACCCACCCCUAAAACUUUCAUUCACAGAGGAACAUGUUGAUGAUAUUCAACAAGGAGAGAGAGGGGAAAACGGACAGGGUUUACGGGGUGGAACAAUGCUUCAUCGAAUUGGUCUUGAUGAUUGACAUGAGUUGUAAUCACAUCGACAUGGGUUGUAAUCACCAGUUCUAGAAAGUACCGUCUUGACGUAUGAUCCGUGAUAGAGAGUAUAUCUUUCAGAUAGUUAUUGAUGGUGGAGGGUGAGAUGAGGUGUUUAGUUUGAUAAGGAGUCGAAAUCUUUUGAUCAGUGUUGGGUUGUGAC